ACGUUCAAGUGGAUUUACUAUAUCAAUUGUUGGAGAUAUAAAGGCAUCGAUCUUAUUAUAUAAGAAUCUUGAAAAAUUAACAAAUCGAAUAAAAGCUGAUCGAGCAACAAUUUUAUUAGAACAAUCUGAUAAAAAAUACAAUUUAUAUACAGCAUUUGAACUCAAUUAA
Molecule: messenger RNA, 169 nt
Organism: Dentiscutata erythropus
Lineage: Eukaryota; Fungi; Glomeromycota; Glomeromycetes; Diversisporales; Gigasporaceae
Source: the annotation of a GenBank genome assembly